GCUCUUACUGUCGCACUGAGGGCGCAAAGCUAAUAUAAGCUAAACUGCGCAAUUUCACGUCUGGCACCGAUGAGCAUGAAGAGUAUCAUCUGGAAAAUCUAGAAGCAUCUUUUUGAAGCUGUAAACUGAUGAAUACAUUAUCCCAGCUGAUUGACCUGUGGAUAAACAGUAAACACUGACAGACAGUAAUGGCAGACUCUUCGCCGUUAUCGGGGGUAAAUGUUGUCUUGGUCAUGGCUUAUGGCAGCUUGGUGUUCGUGCUGCUGUUUAUCUUCGUCAAAAGACAAAUUAUGCGUUUUGCAAUGAGAUCCCGCCGGGGACCCCACGCACCUAUUGGCCACAAUGCACCAAAGGGUUUGAGGGAAGAGAUCGACUCCAGGCUGUCCAAAGUCCAGGAGAUCCGUUUUGAACCUCGUCUCCUAGCAGAAGAAGAUGACAGGCUGAAGCGGCAAUCACAAAUCAGUUGCUACAACUAUCUGUACAGAAUGAAAGCUCUGGAUGCCAUCCGUGACUCAGGAAUUCCUCUGCAGGAGAUAAGUCGCAGUCCCAGUGCGUUUACUGGACGCAACUUCAGGAGCUGGCUGCUGGAGCUGCGUAACUCCCACUCCCUGAUCAAGAGCAGCCGCAGCGCGCUCAUUGACCGUUUGCUGGAAGGUUACGACAACGCCCGCCACGGGACCGGGGUGUUUGGGGAAGCUGAGUUUCUUGAAUACCAACAAGCUCUCAAUGAACUGGCUGACGUGGUAAAGGCCUAUUCCAGCUCCACCAGCCUGGACCAGCAUCACCAGUCUGCUGCCAAGGACCUGACUGGUUCUCCCGUCCGGAGCACCCCCUCCACCAUCCAGGUCACCUACCUGCCCUCCACCGGCCAGCGCAGCAAGAGGCCCAAACACUUUCUGGAGCUCAAAAGUUUCAAAGACAACUACAACACACUGGAGAGCACUUUGUGAAACACGGACUGACCAGGCGCUGGUGUGGUGAGCAUGUAGCGUCAUGAUCACACAGUCUGCUGGGAAACAGGAAGUUCUAACUUUGUGUUCAAGUUAAGCUUUAAACCAGCAAAUUCAUUUUGGGACAACAACUUCUUACACUAAGUUCAGAUGGAGAUUAUUUUUUGUUUUCUCUUUUUUACAGUGAAGUGUUACACUGAGGCCUGUGGUCUUAUUUUGGACCUAAUCAGUAACUUUCAGAAGACAAAUAUGAUUGUUCUCACCCUGGCAAAGAUAUGUUAUUUUUGUAAUAACAGCAAAGUUGAUUGCACCUGGAUUCAUUUUUCCCUCAUUGGUUCAAAUGUAAAUAUUGUAACUGUGAAUAUGUGUUUGUACAGAUGUAACAUAUUUAUAUGGGUAGUUCUAAUUUAUAUAAUUGAUUCUUGUUGAUUUGGAUUUAUGUGAAGGUUGUAUAUUUGUGGUUUGAGAUUAAAAAAAAAAAAGCUUUCUUUUCUUCA
This is a messenger RNA of Acanthochromis polyacanthus (spiny chromis), 1447 nucleotides long. Its product is annotated as protein C1orf43 homolog. The transcript is spliced from 8 exons. Gene Ontology annotation, biological process: phagocytosis. The coding region runs from base 189 to 950 and encodes 253 amino acids. The record is from RefSeq and is a predicted model, not a curated record. NCBI's taxonomy places the organism in Eukaryota, Metazoa, Chordata, Actinopteri, Pomacentridae.